AUGCGACAGUGCUACUUAAAGGGCGGUGAAGACCAAUCACAGGGAUGGGAUAGCGAAGUGACCCCACAGGCGGAUGUGGGGCGACAUAUGUCAACCGGAAGCACGGUGACACAAAAUGCAUCCCUGGAUGAUGCACGGGGCACUGUUCGUCUCGAGUCAAACAAUUACCCGACGGACACGGAGCAUGACCAUCUACUUGCAACCGUAUUGGCCCGUCUCGUGCUCGACUCGCACACGGAGCUGGUGUCCGAGGCAUUGGACCUGCUAUUUCGACAUUCCGGUCAGAACGAAGCUUUUCUUAGUGCCACCAAACAAAUACAACUUCUCGUAUCCGACUGUGAUGUCCGUGCCUAUGCCCGACUCGAAACCAAUCUGAACGAAUUAAGACAAUUGAUCGAACAGUCUGAGUUGUGGGUGCGCAGACCGAAUGCGUCAGAAGAUGAAACGGUCAGUUUGCCCCCGUUUUCUCCCUCGAUCUGGGUAGUGGUAAGAAAUCCAAUAAAAUCAACAAUUCUGAUCCCUAAUGCAGGGUUUGGGAAUGAAUUACAAAAUAUAAAAAGAACAUGA
Molecule: messenger RNA, 567 nt
Organism: Echinostoma caproni
Lineage: Eukaryota; Metazoa; Platyhelminthes; Trematoda; Plagiorchiida; Echinostomatidae
Source: the annotation of a GenBank genome assembly